Phymastichus coffea is the source of this 2007-nucleotide messenger RNA. RefSeq names its product probable tubulin polyglutamylase TTLL9. Lineage: Eukaryota; Metazoa; Arthropoda; Insecta; Hymenoptera; Eulophidae. Gene Ontology annotation, cellular component: cilium. The coding region runs from base 1 to 1344 and encodes 447 amino acids. The record is from RefSeq and is a predicted model, not a curated record. Gene Ontology annotation, biological process: protein polyglutamylation; microtubule cytoskeleton organization. The transcript has 5 exons. Gene Ontology annotation, molecular function: tubulin binding; tubulin-glutamic acid ligase activity.
AUGGACAAGCAGCCGGGGAAACGCGCGAGGAGAAAGCGAAGCGGCGAGAAGACGAUAAAGUUUCGUUGCGACUACUCGUCAACGCCGUUGAGAGUGCUGGAGUCGAGAGGCUGGACGAGAGUGAGUGACACUAGCUGGGAUCUGUGGUGGUGCGACUGCAGCGAGGUGAAGCUGGCGCUGCACAACCUGCAGCGGCUGCGCGCCCAGCAGCGCGUGGCCCACUUCCUGAACCACGGAGAGCUGACGCGCAAGAACCUGCUGUACCGCAACCUACGCCGCUACAAGCGGCUGCUGCUCAAGGCCGGCAAGAGCCGCGAGGCCGCGCUCUGCGACAUCAUGCCCGUGAGCUUCGAGCUGCCCAGCGAGUACCGCAUGCUGGUCGAGGAGUACCGCAGGUGCCAGGGCGCCACCUGGAUCGUCAAGCCCGCCGCCGGCUCACAGGGCAGAGGCAUCUUUCUGUUCCGAAGGCUCAGGGACCUGGCGGAGUGGCGCUCCAGGGAGUACCCGGCGCCCAGCGCCGACUCCAACUCGGACGGCGAGGGCCUCGCGGCCCCGGACGUCUACAUCGUGCAGAAGUACAUCGACGAGCCCUACCUGCUCGCAGGUUGCAAGUUCGACCUGCGAAUCUACGUGCUGGUCACCUCGUUCCAGCCGCUCAAGGUCUGGCUGGCUCGCGAGGGCUUCGCGCGGCUCUCGGGCGAGCAGUUCUCCCUCGCGCGCAUCGACGACAGCCGCGUCCACCUCACCAACAUGGCCAUCCAGCUGAAGGCCGCCGACGGCAGGCCCGCUAGGCGCCCAGCGCGGCCCAGCGCGGACCGCGACUGCGAGCGAACUGCGCCGCCGGCCAGGCUCGGCAGCAAGUGGCCGCUCAGCUGCCUCAGGCAGUACUUGACGGAGCGCCACGGACCCGCCGUCGUCGACGACCUUCUGCACAACAUUGCCGGUAUGAUAAUGGCCAGCCUGGCGGCGGUGCAGCGCUCGGUGGUGGCCUGCCAAAACUCGUUCGAGCUCUACGGCUACGACGUGCUGCUGGACAAGGCUCUGCGGCCCUGGCUGCUCGAGGUGAACGCCUCGCCGUCGCUCAACGCAACCGACGCCCACGACUUCCGGCUGAAAUUCGACCUCGUCGACGACGUGCUCAACGUGCUAGACCUCGAGCGCAAGCUCACCGGUCGCGAGACCCGCGUCGGCGGCUUCGACCUGCUCUGGGACGAUGCGCCCGUCUACUGCCCGGUACAGCCCGACAAGCUCAACGUCUUCCUCGGCGCCUGCAACGACCGUCUCGACCAGCUGCAAGCUCUCAACAGCCAGCUGCAAGCCUGUAGCCGUUCGCCGCUCGAUUGAUUCCUUUUCGGACUUGAUCGCCAAGCAAGCCUACUUGCCGCUUAGUCACCUAUUAGAACCUGCCAAAUUUACGCGUUUGUAAUUUUACUGAUCGCAUGUGCGAUUGCUACGAACGUGCCUCUGUUCCGGCUCCAUUAAUAAAUUGUACGGCUUGCAAGCUACGGCCAUUAAAUCAAAUGUUCAUUUAUCAAGUGUGCUGAAACUUUCCGUACCUACGUAUGUCUGUGAGUGUUGAAAAUAGCAGCUGCUAAAGAUAUAAAUAUCUAUAGCAAUCUUGUGCACAAGCCAUUCGGAUAAUGAUCCACCAUGGGAGAAUAAGAAAGUGUGCAAUCGGCCCUAUAAUUAUUAAAUCGUAGAGCAAUAGCUUCCUAUAUUCAAAAAAUGAUGAUUGGUUGAUGCUAAAAUAGAGCGCGAAAUUUUAGAUUUUUGUAUACUUUGAAAUAUUUUUAUUAUAUAUAUAUAUACAUAGGAGUGAAAGAUUUAUAUUUCAUCAGUAAAUUCAAUUUAUGAAUAAUUAAUAUGGAUAAUAAUCUGCAAGAAUGGCAAUAUGUCUUUCAUAAUUCAGAAGACGUUAUGUUUUGGAAAUUAUUGGUACAAAUCGUUAAUUUUAUAUCCAUCUGUGAUAUUGAAAUUAGUAUUAUUGUGUUAAGAUUUAAUAGAAAG